AUGGCAAAGAUCGAGCAGUUCAGCAAUCAAGAUUUGUCUAACACAUCCUGGGCCUUUGCCAAGUUAGCGAUCUCCAAUGCCAUGAUGAUGACGGUCAUUGCCAAGAAGCUUGUAUCGAUGGUGAAGGAUUUGAUCCCCCAGGAUCUGGCCAACACGGCCUGGGCCUAUGCAACCCUGGGCUUACCGGACAGCCAUUUGAUGGAUCAGAUUCUGGCCGAGGUGGUGUCGAAAGUCAAUGACUUCACCACUCAGAAUUUGUCCAACACUGCCUGGGCUUAUGCAAAGCUUGGACUUUGGAAUGAUCGACUCAUGCAGACGCUGGCACAUGCCAUCGUGCGGAAGAUUGGAGACUUUGAUGGUCAGGGCUUGGCCAAUGUGGCGUGGUCCUUCGCGGUCUUGGGCUUCAAAUGUCCCAAGCUCUCGGAGGCCAUCCUCUCGGCUGCCCGGGUGAAGAUCGAGUCACUGUCUCCUCAGGAGCUGGCGAAUCUCGCUUGGUCGUGGGACGUCACCGGAGAGACCGAGCGGUUGCGGGUCUUCUUGCAGUUGGCCAUCCCGCGUUUCAUCGCCAUCGAGGGCUUCUCGGAUGUCGCGGCCACCACUGACCUGGUCAACAUCGCCAAGCGUCACGAAUACCAGUGUGAAGGUCGCAGACCAUUGGAGACGGAAUUUCGCCGACGUCUCUUUCAGCCCUUGCUGAAAGCACUUCAGAAAUGCGCCAGCGCCGGGCUUCACAUCGUUGAUGCCGUGGAUGAGUUGGAGACCGAAGUGCAGCGGGUUGGACUUACGAACUUUGGCUAUGUGUACGCUCGGGAUGCCAUUGGCGAUCUAGGUUUUCGAAGCCGGCCCAGCGACGGAGCCACAGCUCCCGACUGGGUGCUGGAAGCUCGGGCGUUGGCUCGAAAAUACCUGGAAGAAUGGCGGAUGCCUGGUACAGAGAACAUUGUGGCCGUCGUGUCCUAUGAGCUCUGCUACCGUGGUGAGAUCCUGCGGCAGGAGCCCAAGGUGGUGACGAACGGCUGGGCGGAAGGAGUUCAUGAUGACGUGAAGGCCAUGUUACGGCCGGUCGAUGCGCGCGGCUGGUCGUGCGAAUCCUACAGCGAACGAGUCGCUCUGCUAGAGCUGCUAGAGGCAGCUCGAUGCCAAUUUGGUGAUGACUCGAUCUCCGAGAUGUCGGGGUGGCUUCGCAUGUACCAUUCGCAUCACACCAGCGUGACUGGCUUCAGCAUUUUCUGUCAGUUUCGGAGACAGGUUCCUCAGGUCGACUUCGAGCUGGACUACGAUGGUGGCUGGUACACCUGGGCUGGAAAGCCGCGACCGUUAAUGACGCUCUCCGGCGUGACAAAGCAGGAGGCAUUUUGCUGGAUCUUAUUUGGCUCCUCCAAUGCAACGACCGUGAUACGCUUUGCGCACGGAGAACCUUUAUUACAAUUGCUUCUGGCGCUUUUCACUUAUUGGAGUCUUUAUUCUGCCUCGGCAGACUACUCCACGCGCUUCAACACGGAUGGAUUGGACCACGGGCUCUUCUACAUGCUGCUUGCGAUUUGCAUCUUUGUUAUGGAUGUGAAUUGGACAGGCAAUAUACUGGCGUCUGGCAAUGCAGCCGCCCGUUCGCUGCACCUGUCCUUCUUGGCAGGAUGCUACUUGCUGCUUGGCUUGAUGCACCUCAGGGUGGCACUUGGUCUCCGAAGAUGUCGCAAGUUUGCCGUCUAUCACAUGCUUCUCAAUGUGGUCAGUGUGAUCUUCUAUCUGGUGGCUGCGCGCAGCUCUGAAACUUCUUGCAAGGUGCUGUGCUGGUUUGCCUGUGCGCCGCUCUUCUUGCUCAGGACCUGUGGGAUUCCUUUUAUCCAACACAUCGACCAGAUCACGAAGCAGAGAAAUGCUCAAGAUUACAUCAAUCGAGCGCAGUCGGUGAUGAUCACCACUCUGGCUUUGGUGGUGAAGUGCGUGGUGAAAGGAGUGAAGCCAGGCGAAAUUGGGAUCGGCAACUGGGACCUGCUACUUUUGUCACUGGUGUUGGUAUUGCUGACAAAGCUUUUGAUGUUUGAUGCUCGAUUUGCCGAUACCAAGUGGCAUGCUGUACGAUGCUUGAAAAGUAGCUGGCGUCCAACCGUCUUUCUAAGCCUUGUUCCUGUGGCUAUGGCCGGGGUGAUGAUGAUGGCUGCGGGAUGCUUUCUCAUACUCGACCUCGAGUUUCAGGACUAUGACCGGGGAGAAGCCCAGAAAUUCGACCGUGAUGCGGGCCAUCAUCUCAACUGGGGUUUUGGCUUGAUGCUUCUGUCAGUGACCGUAAUGCGGCUCCUGCACAACCGCCCGGAGCUUCCUGGGCGCAUUGCGCGGAUGUGGCAGGUGCAGGUGAUCUUUCAGCUGACCUUGGCGUUUAUCUCAUUUUCCUUCCAUGUCACCACAGGCCGUGAGGGUCUCUACCGCGCAGUGCAGUGGACUGCCUUCCUGGUUUUGCUGAACCUCCUUGACUUGGACCAGAUAGACGAAGCACUACACCUUGGCCAGUACAUUAGCAGUUGGAAGACAGUUCGAAGCGUUGGCCACUUGACGCCAGAUGAAGAAUCAACGUGUGUGCCUAGCAGUUCAUCUGAAAGCUCGAGAAGUGAAUCAUCGAUGUCUCAAUCGACUGGCUCACCCUCGCCUGAGCGAGGCCCGUCCUCGCAGCUGGACUUAGAGACUCUGGCAAUGCUCUAA
Durusdinium trenchii is the source of this 2697-nucleotide messenger RNA. Lineage: Eukaryota; Dinophyceae; Suessiales; Symbiodiniaceae. The record is from the annotation of a GenBank genome assembly.